Erinaceus europaeus (western European hedgehog) is the source of this 1645-nucleotide messenger RNA. Its product is annotated as large ribosomal subunit protein eL31-like. Gene Ontology annotation, biological process: cytoplasmic translation. The transcript is spliced from 2 exons. Lineage: Eukaryota; Metazoa; Chordata; Mammalia; Eulipotyphla; Erinaceidae. Gene Ontology annotation, cellular component: ribosome; cytosolic large ribosomal subunit. Gene Ontology annotation, molecular function: structural constituent of ribosome. Bases 177 to 527 code for a protein of 116 amino acids. The record is from RefSeq and is a predicted model, not a curated record.
GGGGGGCAGCGUGGGGGGGGGGGGCGGACCCUCGGGCAGAUACCCUCCUCCUUGCACCCGCCUAGCGUUCUCGGCCGGCAUGGGAGGGGGGACACACUCCUCUCCCCACUCCCACCCCAGCCACACCCCUCCCCAGCUUUUGCAGGGCAUUGGCGAAUCUCUCCAGGCCCCGCAGAAUGGCUCCCACAAAGAAGGGCAGCAAAAAGAAGGGUCUCUCUGCCAUCAACGAGGUGGCGACGCAGAAGUACAUCAACAUCCACAAGCGUAUCCAAGGCGUGGGCUUCAAGAAGCGCACUCUUUGGGCACUCAAUGCGAUCCAGAAAUUUUCCAUUAAAGAGAUGGGCAUUCCAGAUGUACGCAUUGACACCAGGCUCACCAGAGCUGUCUGGGCCAAAGGAAUAAGGAUACUAUUGUCCAGAAAACGCAUUGAGGAUGAAGAUUCACCAAACAAGCUGUAUACACUGGUUACCUAUGUACUUGUCACCACUUUCAAAAACCUACAGUCAGUCAAUGUGAAUGAGAACUAAAUAUUAAGUGUCAAAUAAAAUUACAAAACAAAUAAUAAUAAUAAUUAAGUUUACCUUAGCGAGAAAAGUGGUAAAGGCAGAAGUCAGACUUCAGUGCUAAGAAGAAAACGGCAAGUAAAGAAGUGGGCUUUUAAAAGUUUGGCUAUGGGGGCUGGGUGGUGAAGCACCCAGUUGUGCACACGUUACAAUAUGCAGGAACGCAGGAUCAAACCCCUCCUUCCCACCUACAGAGGGAAGAUUUCAUGAGUAGUGAAGCAGUGCUGCAAGUAUCUCACUCUCUCUCCCUCUGCUUCUAGGUUUCUCUCUGUAUCUAUCCAGUAAAUAUAUAUGUAUAUAUAUUUUUUUAAUUAAAAACUUAGGGAGUCGAGCCGUGGCGCAGUGGAUUAAGCGCAUGUGGUGCAAAGCGCAGGGACCGGGGUGAGGAUCCCGGUUCGAGCCCCCAGCUUCACAGGCGGUGGAGCAGGUCUUUAGGUGUCUAUCUUUCUCUCCCCCUCUCUGUCUUCCCCUCCUCUAUUUCUCUCUGUCCUAUCCAACAACAAAUGACAUCAACAAUGGCAAUAAUAAUAACCACAACGAGGCUAAAACAACAAGGGCAACAAAAGGGGGAAAAAUGGCCUCCAGGAGCGGUGGAUUCAUGGUGCAGGCACGGAGCCCAGUAGUAACCCUGGAGGAAAAAAAAAAAAAAACAGCUGUCGGGAGUCAGUCAGGUGUCAGUGGUGGCGCAGCGGGUUAAGCGCAGGUGGCACAAAGCGCAAGGGCCGGCGUGAAGGAUCCCAGUUCCAGCCCCAGGCUCCCCACCUGCAGGGGAGUCGCUUCACAGGCAGUGAAGCAGGUCUGCAGGUGUCUAUCUUUCUAUCCCCCUUUCUGUCUUCCCCUCCUCUCUCCAUUUCUCUCUGUCCUAUCCAACAACAACGACAUCAAUAACUACAACAAUAAUAACUACAACAAUAAAACAACAAGGGCAACAAAAAGAGAAUAAAUAAAUAAAUAUUUAAAACUUAGCUAUGAUGAGGCUUAAGAAUAAAAGUGUUAAAUGAAUGGAAUGCUUUCAUUAAGAAAGGGCAUAGAGUUUCCCUUUGAGGGAAACUCAAAGCAGGAUCAGACUAAAUUUGUAGUAG